AUGAGGCCCUCCAGCCUGCAGCUCCUGACCGCAGCAUCCCCCAGAGACAGACCUGGGAGACCACGGCACACCAGCCAACCCAGCCGGCUAGAGACUGAGACAGGACCUCACCGCACUCGGAUGGAGACUGAGACAGGACCUCGCCACACCCGUGUGGAGACAGGAGUGGCUAAAAUGAACUCGGUUGAGGUUCUGGAUCAGGCCUCACUCAGUGUUACUAUGGCGACCAACAGAAGAGCAGUUCUGCGGAUGGCCAAUGGCUGCACUGCUGGAGUUCCCACUGUAGUGACCAACCGCCUGAUGGUGGGAGGAGGAAUCACUAACCCAGCCGGCCCAAAGGAGGAAGAGGAGGAGGCCUGCAGCAGCUCAGCGGGCGUGGCUUCUCAGUCCACGGUGGCGCUGAACUUCCUGUGGAGCCCAGACGACCGGCAGCCGUUACUGCACAGGGAGGUCCCCCCGGCCGGAGCCCUCCUGUCUGCUCCCAACACCAACAACAACAACAGCAACCACCAGAGCUGCAGGUGUUCCUCUGAGGGGGGUCCAGGACUGAGACCGGCCCUGGACCCAGAUCCAGCCUAUGUCCCUGCCUCCCAGGCUCGUCCAGUCCACUCACAGCAGGGUACUUGCACCAAAACGCCACAAUCUUCAAACCAACAUCUCGAGCACACAGAAGUCACCAGUGAAGGCUUGAACCUUACUGCUGCGUCCUCUGACCCCGCCCUGUCCCGGUCUGCGGCCCCUGUCCCAGACUCAGACAGAGACCUCCCACUGAGCUCAGCACCAGCUCUGGUUCAGGACCCACAGACUUUAGCACAGCGCUUUGCAGACGCAGCAGACGGACACUGGUGCAGAGACACAGACAGGAGCAGAUAUGUGUCCUUGGGCCUCCGCUCUGCUCCAGACGGGGACCACCGCCUCCCUCGGCCCUGCUCCCUGGACCUGUCCUCCUCCUCUGCCCUGGAUGGCAUCGAUCAGAGCGACUCGGGCUUGAGUGUCGCAGGAGAGAAGAUCCGCCGCCGGGUCAAGACGCCUUACACCGUGAAGAAGUGGCGGCCGGCCUCGUGGGCGCCCCCCAGUGACCAGCACCCAGACCUGCAGCUGCUGACUUCCGCCUUCCCCACAAUGGUCCAAUCCCGGUCCAGUACGGCCGCCUUGGUGCAGCGGGACACCUCCAAACCGGACGGGAUCACCAGUUUCUGA
Molecule: messenger RNA, 1200 nt
Organism: Knipowitschia caucasica
Lineage: Eukaryota; Metazoa; Chordata; Actinopteri; Gobiiformes; Gobiidae
Source: the annotation of a GenBank genome assembly